Molecule: messenger RNA, 1350 nt
Organism: Pieris macdunnoughi
Lineage: Eukaryota; Metazoa; Arthropoda; Insecta; Lepidoptera; Pieridae
Source: the annotation of a GenBank genome assembly
AUGAAUUUGAAUAUCGAUCAGAAUGUUCACGGCCUAGAGACCGCCAAUCAUACAAAGAAUGGGAACGAUUUUGGAGCACUUAAAAAUUUAACAGCCAACGAAAGCGAAUUUAAUCUACAAAAUGAAGAAUUUAUAUUUGACAGAACAGAUGUUAGAGCUAUAUUUAUCACAUUGUAUACGCUCGUUUUUUGUUGCUGUUUCUUUGGUAACCUUCUCGUUAUACUCGUCGUGACGCUAUCUAGAAGACUAAGGUCCAUCACUAAUUUCUUCUUAGCAAAUUUAGCGGUAGCAGAUCUAUGUGUGGGUGUGUUUUGUGUCUUCCAAAAUUUGACGAUAUACUUAAUACCUAGUUGGGUGUUUGGUGAUUUCCUAUGCAAGAUGUACCAAUUUGUACAUUCCUUGAGCUAUACGGCAUCAAUUUUUAUCUUAGUUGUAAUUUGUACAGAAAGAUAUUUUGCAAUAAUUCACCCUAUUACUUGCAAACAAAUAUUAACAUCGAGGAGGCUAAGAUUAGUGAUCCUCGGAGUAUGGAUUACGAGUGCCGCGUACAGCGCACCAAAGUUUAUAUGGGUAGAGACGAUAACGAAUGACCUGGGUGACGGUCACUUAGAGACCAUUUGUAUCCAGCACAGAAUGAAGUACAACUCAGAGAUAUUCGACAUGGUCAACUUUGGUCUACUCUACGUCACUCCACUCUGCGUUAUGACGGUUCUAUACACCCGGAUUGCGGUGGGUCUCUGGCAGAGUUCGAAUGGGUUACGUCACAUGGGACAGGCGCAGUGCUGCGCAGCGCAGUGUCCACGCCCGGAGAAGCCUCCAACCGAAAAUUAUGAACCACAGCGGACGUUCAUAGGAACUUCUGAAGCCAAGGGUACUCCAGCUGGAACGGUAAAAACGAAGAAGCGCUCCCGGCAGGAGAGUCGAAGCUGUCAUCACCUCAGUCAUCUGUCAAGAAAUGUGCUGCGCGCGCGGCGCGGUGUCGUGCGUAUGCUUAUAGUGGUCGUCCUGACGUUUGCUAUCUGCAACUUGCCCUUCCAUGCUCGUAAAAUGUGGCAAUAUUGGUCAACCGGAUACCAAGGUACCAGCGACUUCAGCGCCCUCCUUACACCCCUCACAUUUCUUAUUACCUACUUCAACUCUGGAAUAAACCCUUUACUGUACGCAUUCCUGUCUAAGAAUUUUCGUAAAGGCAUGAGGGAGCUGCUUUUCUGUAGCUUUCACAGUAAGAAGAAAAGUGAGAACGUGAUUUUAUUGAAUAGAGUUGGGGGUACGGGCUUACGGAGGAGUUCGACUCGAUCGACACGGGCCAACUGUAGCACGGUGACCAUGGCCCCGAAUGGAGAGUCAUGA